AUGGUGGCCGGCGGCGGCGCGUCCGUCAUCUACGCGGACACCAUCGUGGACCUGGGCGGGCCCGACGUGCUGGCCAACUACGGCGAGUAUAGCGGCGCGCCCAACGAGCAGCAGACGUACGACUACGCGCGCACCAUCCUCAAGCUCAUGACGCGCAAGCCGCACAAGGACGGAAAGGUAUGCGACCGUGACAGCCAGCCGGCAAAGACAGGCAAAGCAGAGGACAAAAAGGAGACAAAGAAAGAGAAGGAGAAGAUUUCGGCAGACCCGUGCGCCGACGCUACGAAGACUUCGGGGAAAGCUGAAAAAAAGGAUAACAAGCAGGUAGACCCGUGCGCAGACGCUACGAAGUCUUUGGAGAAAGAUGACAAAAAGGAUAAGAAGAAGGUAGACCCGUGCGCAGACGCUACAAAGGAAGGAAGAAGGGAUAAGAAGAAGGAGGUUCCGGGAGACGCGUGUGCGGACGCUACAAAGCCUUUGAAGAAGGAAGAGAAACCGGAGGAGAAGAAGAAGGAUGAGAAGGAGAAGAAGGAGGAUAAGAAAAAGGAGCCUGUGAAGGCGUGCAAAGAAGAGAAAAAAGAGCCCAAAAAGGUGAACCCGCCGCCUUCUGGGAAGCAAGCUGCGGCAUCCCCCAAACAAGGGGCCCCGCUCUUCUCAGCCAACACCAAGGCCAUCGGCAUGAUGGACUUCGACUUCGUAUGUUGUCGGAAAGAGCCAUCUGUUGCUUGCGUCAUCAAUCCAUUUGGAGGAAGUGGCAAAAGGAAAUUCUAUUGGGGUGGGAAAGAGAUUAUGAUACCUGUUUUCAAGAAAUUAGAAGACGCAAUUAAAAACCAUCCGGACGCUGAUGUGAUGGUUAACUUCACCUCCUUUCGAUCAGCUUAUGAUUCCACUAUUGAAACAAUGAAAUAUCCGCAGAUCCGCACGAUCGCCAUCAUCGCAGAGGGCAUCCCGGAGAACCUGACGCGCCGCCUCAUCGUGGAGGCGGAGCGCAGGGGCGUCGCCAUCGUAGGGCCGGCCACGGUGAAGAUGCUGGUGCUGCUGGGGGAGGUGGGCGGCGAGGAGGAAUACGAGGUGUGCAAGGCCAUCCAAGACGGACGCAUCCAGAAACCCCUCAUCGCCUGGUGCAUCGGCACCUGCGCCAGUAGGCAACUACAGGUUCUAGGCUACUAG
Molecule: messenger RNA, 1170 nt
Organism: Gryllus bimaculatus (two-spotted cricket)
Lineage: Eukaryota; Metazoa; Arthropoda; Insecta; Orthoptera; Gryllidae
Source: the annotation of a GenBank genome assembly